UGAAAUAGAAAAUUUUUGGUGAUUUGUCUCAAUGGAUAAUAUUCUACGUAUCAAACAACUGACGAUUCCUUUGAGUCCAAAAGAUUCCGAAAUAAAUGCUUUUGUAGAAAAGGGUUACCUAAUUGGGAAGAAAAUUGGUCAAGGUUCAUAUGCUACCGUACAUUUAGCCGAUUAUGUCGAUACCACUAAAACUAACCCGAAGAAAGUACGUCUGGCCUGUAAAAUAUUUGAUAAAAAAAAGGCUUCGAAGAAUUUUUUGAAUAGAUUUUUAACUCGUGAGCUGGAAAUACUCGCUCAAAUUAACAACAAAUAUAUCAUUUCUUUACACAGCAUUUUACAGAGAGACACCAGAGUUUUUAUUUUUAUGGGAUAUGCUGAGAACGGUGACCUUUUGGACUACAUUCACAGAAAUGGUCCAAUACCUGAAAAUCAUGCUAGACUAUGGUUCAAACAAAUGAUUUGCGGACUUCACUAUCUCCAUGGAAUAAACAUUGCACACAGAGACUUAAAAUGCGAUAAUAUACUUUUAUCUGCAAAAUUCAACAUUAAAUUAGCUGAUUUUGGUUUUGCAAGAUUCUGCGUAGAUUCUCGAAAUAAAAAAAUACUUAGUGAUACUUACUGCGGUUCUUCAACUUAUGCAGCACCUGAAGUAAUCAUUGGUACACCCUACGAUCCAAAAUUAUCUGAUGUUUGGUCAUUAGGAGUCAUAUUAUUUGUCAUGCUUAAUACCACCUUGCCUUUUGACGAUAUAAGUUGUGUGGAUUUGGUACAUAACCAAAUGACUAAAAAUUGGGCUUUCCAAUCAAGAGUAAGAGAUAACCUAUCAAAAAUGGUCAAAUCCUUGGUUCGUCAUAUUUUGGAACCAAAUAUAAAUAAAAGAUUUACUUUGGAAAAUAUUAGAAAACAUGAGUGGUUAAAACUGCACAAAGAAAAGUCAUCUACACCUGCUCAACUGUUGAAUAAAUCCAAAAAACAGAAAAAAAGAAAGUAA
Molecule: messenger RNA, 991 nt
Organism: Diorhabda sublineata
Lineage: Eukaryota; Metazoa; Arthropoda; Insecta; Coleoptera; Chrysomelidae
Product: testis-specific serine/threonine-protein kinase 3-like
Exons: 2
Coding region: 32-991 (319 amino acids)
Biological process (GO): autophagy; peptidyl-serine phosphorylation
Cellular component (GO): cytoplasm
Molecular function (GO): ATP binding; protein serine/threonine kinase activity
Source: RefSeq, a predicted model, not a curated record